This is a messenger RNA of Jaculus jaculus (lesser Egyptian jerboa), 1552 nucleotides long. It is a transcript of the gene Irf3, whose product is annotated as interferon regulatory factor 3. Gene Ontology annotation, cellular component: nucleus. Gene Ontology annotation, biological process: immune system process; regulation of transcription by RNA polymerase II. Bases 193 to 1512 code for a protein of 439 amino acids. NCBI's taxonomy places the organism in Eukaryota, Metazoa, Chordata, Mammalia, Rodentia, Dipodidae. Gene Ontology annotation, molecular function: protein binding; RNA polymerase II cis-regulatory region sequence-specific DNA binding; DNA-binding transcription factor activity, RNA polymerase II-specific. The transcript is spliced from 8 exons. The record is from RefSeq and is a predicted model, not a curated record.
CCCAUAAAAGGGCAUGAAGGGAUAGACUGGGCCCCCUGCCAGGGUCCUUUGGCUUUUGGUUUGAGUUUCUUACCGAAAUAAUGAAAAAGUUGCUCGUGUUUCUAGAACUCGAAAAGGAAAAAAGCCUCUGCACUCGAAGGCUCAGCUGACAGCAGGAGGGGUUGAGCUGCGAGUUGGCGACGCUUCGGAGCCAUGGCCACCAGCACCCCGCGCGCUGGCGCUCACACCGAAGGCCGAAACAUGGGAAACCAAAAGCCACGGAUCUUGCCCUGGCUGGUGUGGCAGCUGGACCAGGGACAGCUGGAAGGCGUGUCCUGGCUGGAUCCAAGUCGCAAGCGCUUUCGCAUCCCUUGGAAACAUGGCCUGCGGCAGGACACUCAGAUGGAAGACUUCGGCAUCUUCCGGGCCUGGGCCGAGGCCAGUGGUGCCUACAUUCCAGGAAGGGAUAAGCCUGAUCUGUCAACCUGGAAGAGGAAUUUCCGAUCUGCCUUGAACCGGAAGGAAGGGUUACGUUUAGUCGAUGACCGGAGCAAGGACCCUUAUGACCCUCAUAAGGUGUAUGAGUUUGUGUCCUCAGGAGCAGGGGACUUUGUGCAGCUGGAUUCCUCUCCUGAAACCAAUGGUGGAAGUAGUAUCUCUGAUGCCCAGGGAGACCUCUUGGAGUUACUGGAUGACAUGUCCUUAGCCCCCCUCCCUGGCAAAGGGCCCUCGGGCCUGGCUGUCACUCCUGAAUGCUCUCAGCCCUUGUUGAGCCCCAACUUGGACAGCCUCCCAAACAUGGUACCUCAAGACAACCCUCUGAGGCAGCUGCUGGUGGCUGAGGAACAGCAGUGGGAGUUCGAGGUGACAGCCUUCUACCGAGGACGCCAUGUCUUCCAGCAGACCAUCUUCUGCCCAGGGGGCCUGCGACUAGUGGGCUGUGAGGCUAGCGACAGGACACUGCGCUGGCAGCCAGUAAUACUGCCGGACCCCGGACUAUCCUUGACAGAUGGCCCUGUGAGGAACUGCGUGAGGCGUGUGCUGGACUGCCUAGGCAAGGGUCUGGCCCUGUGGCGGGUAGGACAGCAUCUCUGGGCCCGGAGGCUAGGGCACUCCCAUUCCUAUUGGGCCAUAGGUGAGGAGCUCCUCCCAGACAGCGGCCGUGGACCUGAUGGAGAGGUCCCCAAGGACAAGGAUGGAGAAGUAUUUGACCUGGGGCCCUUUGUAGCAGAUCUUAUUGCCUUCAUGGAAGGAAGUGGACGCUCCCCACGCUACACCCUGUGGUUCUGUGUAGGGGAGCCAUGGCCCCAGGACCAGCCAUGGGUCAAGAGGCUCGUGAUGGUCAAGGUGGUUCCCACCUGCCUCAGGGCUCUGUUGGACAUGGCCCGGGUUGGGGGAGCUUCCUCCCUGGAGAACACUGUGGACCUACAUAUUUCAAACAGCCAGCCCCUGUCCCUCACGUCUGACCAGUACAAGGCCUACCUCCUGGAUCUGGUGGAGGAUAUGGACUUGCAGGUCACUGGGGAGGACUGAGGCCAGCUCCAUUCACAUCAAUAAAGCAGUUCCCACCACA